GUCCAUCACAAAUCCACAAGCCCCAGACCAGAACACCAGAAUUCUUACAGCUCCAUACUUCUGGAGUCAUGAGUCUGAGGGCAUCAUUGAACGGUAUCAGUAUCACUCCUGGAUUACCAUCAUUUCCUCCAAAUUUACGAUUUUGCCACUCCACCCAUUACCUUUCCAUCAAAGCUCCUUCCUUUCCAUCGUCGGCCAACUUCUCUUCUCUCCAGUCUCUCCACACCCAACUAUCCAUUCCCACUCUCCGCCGGAAUCACGAUCCCUCUCCUGCUUUUGGGUCUCACAUAAGAGCUUCUAUGGCCUCUUCAACACCGUCCACCGCCACUGACGGGGAGACCAAACCCUUCGCCGUCCUCUUCGUUUGCUUGGGCAACAUCUGCAGGAGCCCAACUGCAGAGGGUGUCUUCAAAGAUAUCGUCAAGAAGAGAGGCCUCGACUCCAACUUCAAAAUUGACUCUGCUGGCACCAUUGAUUACCAUGAGGGAAAUUUAGCAGACCCAAGAAUGAGGGCAGCCUCUAAAAGGCGUGGGAUUGAGAUUACAUCUAUUUCAAGGCCAAUCCGGCCAUCUGACUUCAGAGAUUUUGAUCUUAUUCUUGCAAUGGACAAACAAAAUAGAGAGGAUAUAUUGGAGGCUUUCAACAGGUGGAAGUUUAGAGAGACACUUCCUGAUGAUGCACAAAAGAAGGUUAGGCUGAUGUGCUCUUAUUGUAAGAAACAUGAUGAAACCGAAGUUCCAGAUCCAUACUAUGGCGGACCCCAAGGUUUUGAGAAGGUUUUAGACUUGCUUGAAGAUGCAUGCGAAUCACUGUUGGACAGCAUCUUGGCAGAGAACAGUCAUCUAAAUUCUUAACUCCUACAUGAAAACCGGUCAAAUCUGUCCCAGGCUGAUUAACAGUUGAAUAAUAUCAAUACAUCCACAUUGUUCACCGUGGUUGGCUUAAUGGACCUUUCACUAUCCCUCUGUCCAUUGACUGAUUAUUGUAUUUUGUAUAUGCUUUGCAUAUUAACUGAGUCAUUGGACCUACCAGAAUAUGUUUGAAGAGACACCAAACCAAACCAGGUGAUGUGUUUCAUUCCUAUCUAUGGGUGUUAGCUUGUGAGUUAGUUCUUGGAUGGAUCCUGAUCACCAUUGAAGAGUAAUCUAUUGGAUUAUCUAAAAAAGCAGUUAUUUGACU
Messenger RNA from Rubroshorea leprosula, 1179 nucleotides. The record is from the annotation of a GenBank genome assembly. NCBI's taxonomy places the organism in Eukaryota, Viridiplantae, Streptophyta, Magnoliopsida, Malvales, Dipterocarpaceae.